AUGGAGGCUCAGUUGGUGAAGGACGUUGUGCCGUUUAAUUUUCUUACGCCUAUGAGGAUUAUAAGAAAUGCUAUCUCGGAAUGGGGUGGAAGUCCUGCUCCUGUGGUGGUUUCUGAAGGUGCUAAUACCAUGGAUGUCGGUCGAGCUGUAUUGGUUCAGAAGGAGCCAAGGACUAGGUUGGAUGCUGGCACUUGGGGGACUAUGGGAGUUGGUCUUGGUUAUUGCAUUGCUGUCGCUGUUGCUUAUCCUGAUCGCCUCAUUGUUGCCGUUGAAGGAGAUUCUGGAUAUGGGUUCAGUGCCAUGGAAGUUGAGACAUUGGUUCGAUACCAACUGGUUGUGGUGGUGGUUGUUUUCAACAAUGGUGGUGUAUAUGGUGGUGAUCGUAGAAGCCCAGAAGAGAUAGAUGGACCUCACAAAGGGGAUCCUGCUCCGACAUCAUUUGUCCCAAAUGCAGGGUACCACACUAUGAUGGAAGCUUUUGGUGGAAAGGGUUAUCUUGUUAGGACAUCUGAUGAACUAAAGUCAGCUCUCUCAGAAUCAUUCUCUGCUAGGAAACCAACUGUCAUAAAUGUUGUCAUUGAUCCCUAUGCCGGUUCAGAGAGUGGGAGGAUGCAGCACAAGAAUUGA
Lathyrus sativus (Indian pea) is the source of this 627-nucleotide messenger RNA. NCBI's taxonomy places the organism in Eukaryota, Viridiplantae, Streptophyta, Magnoliopsida, Fabales, Fabaceae. The record is from the annotation of a GenBank genome assembly.